AUGCGUCGGGACUCAGAUCAAUCACGACAAACAGGCACAGAUUUCUGGGGUCAGUCCCUAGAAGUCGUGGUUCCUGUCCCCGGAUCCUGCUUUAAUGGCACAGAACACAAAAACGAAUCCAUCAAGCUGUCAGGAAAAAGAAGGGGUUCCGAGCUCGUCCAUCAGCCUCAGGCAGAUAGGGGUGGGAGUACACACAAUGCAGAGCCUAGAACCGUGUUGCAGAGCCGGGUGCACAGAAUGCAGAGCCUAGAACUGCAUUACAGAGCCAGGCUCCAUCACCCCCAUCCCAGCCUGGCGAGAGCGUCACGGAACAUCCCGCUAAUCCUAAUCGUAUCAAUAAAUGACGUUUCUGCCGUAACGGGGGGUUUUCAGCCACAAUCCCCGGAUUCGGAGGAAACCCCCUUCGGUCUCCGCGCCCUGAAACUCGGGGGACUUUCCCGCCAACGCCAGCCGCUCUACGGGGACAAUAAAAGAGGAACACAAAACGUCUCGAUCCUCGUGCUGUGCCUGCUCUGCCACGUUCUCCCGAUCUCCGGGAAUCCGGCCAAUCAGUUACCAGGAAGCCCUCGCGAUUCAUUGGGCCACCGGCACAGCACCAACGGCGGGGGGUUUCCUCUUGACUGCCAGGAUGUUUGGGAGAGAGGCUUCCACGUGGAUGGCGAGUACCUCAUAUACCUGCAGGGGCCCCGGCACCCUCUGCCCGUCUACUGCGAUAUGACAACCAAUGGGACGGCUUGGACGGUCUUACAGAAGCGGUUUAACGGCUCCAUGGACUUUAACCGAGACUGGAAGAAUUACCUCAACGGGUUCGGAAACGCAGACGGGGAGUAUUGGCUGGGUCUGCAGAACGUUUACCGCCUGGCGAUGCUCGGGGACUAUGAGCUCCGCGUGGAGUUGGAGGAUUUCGAGGGCCGCAGAGUCUCCGCUCAGUACAGCGACUUCAGCCUCUCGCGUCACGCCUUAAACCCGGACAGCGACGGGUACCGGCUCCACGUCGCGGGGUUCACCGACGAGGGGGCAGGAGACGCGCUCACCUUCCACGUCGGGCAGAGCUUCUCCACCUACGACCGAGACCGAGACGGCGACAUCCAGAACUGCGCAGAAUACUGGGGCGGCGGCUUCUGGUACCACGGCGGGGGCUGCAGCCACGCCGCCCUCAACGCCCGCUACCUGUCGCCCCGCGCCGCCGUGGCCCCCAGCUUCUCCUGGAACACCUGGAUAGACUUCCCUCAAUCGCUGAAGGGAAGCCAAAUGAAGAUGCGGAGAAGGAAUCCGCGCUCCAGCAACGGCGGCCGAUCUUAAGAAAUAACGGGUGAGGGGCCGGUAGUUUCCGCACCCCCCGGGGGUAUAUACUGCGCAUGCGCGCCCUGGAGAUCAAUAAAACGCUUUUUAUUUGCAACAUGGUGGGAACAAUCGACCCAUCCUUAAUACACAAAUGAUAGGGGGCGACACCUCGUGGCAUCCCACGU
Spea bombifrons (plains spadefoot toad) is the source of this 1469-nucleotide messenger RNA. Its product is annotated as microfibril-associated glycoprotein 4-like. Gene Ontology annotation, biological process: elastic fiber assembly. Lineage: Eukaryota; Metazoa; Chordata; Amphibia; Anura; Pelobatidae. Bases 1 to 1302 code for a protein of 433 amino acids. The record is from RefSeq and is a predicted model, not a curated record. The transcript has 7 exons.